AGUCUAAAUGGAGAGAAGCUGGAGAAGUUGGCGAGUCAUUUUGCUUGUAAGCGAGAGCGGCGAUGGGAAAGAUUUGGACAACCAAUCUUUCGACCCAAAGACAAAUGUGAAGCAUGAAGCACGAUUGCGCCUUUAGUACUACUGAUAUGGCGCAAGGAAGCCGUCUACACUAGCCAAAUUGGUCUUGGAACCGGUUGCUCUAGUCCAGGCACCUAGCUCCUUACGUGUGUGUUGGACAGAGGCAGCACCGGCGCGCACUGCCACAACGCACAGCCGCCACAAAUAGCUCAACUGAAGUCCUGCAAACUCGACUUAAGAUUCGGUCUCAUGGAUCCCCGACCCGUUCCUCCCCCCUCCUCAGCGUUCGUUCGGUCAAGGCCAACUGUAUUUGCAUUGAACCUGCCCGAUGCCUCUGGCUACUGCACUUCACCUUGGAACCUCACACCUCCCUACGAUCGUUGAGAUUUCCAAAGCCCCCUUCAAGCCUUGCGCAACUCGUUUAUGCGACAUUGGACACUUUCGAGAGGCUCCUAUGAGAAAGAGUACCAAUUAUUGGGCCACGUCACACCCCUCCCGGGUAACAUCUUCUUUUCGCAUCGUCGCUCGUCGGAAACGUAUGGGCACGCGUUGCCACAGUAGAGAUAUUCUCUGCGACGGCUUGUGUUCUUUCCCUGCGAUUAAGGGAAUUCGUUCUCCACGAUCUAAAUCCUCGACGACAUAUUUGCGAGCCCCUUCCCCUUCGUCAUUCGAACGUCCUUCCUUCCCAAUCAAGAUGGGGCAUCGUCGGCUUGGCAUUCUAUUAGUGCGGCGGCCGAGCGUGUUUACAACUCGCUUGCGCCCCAAAAACCUUCCCCAUAUCGAAUCCAACGCGUCCCGCAAUGCUCGAGCUCAACGUCUCUCCACGCUUCACACCGCUCGAACGGUCUCUGAUUGUUCUACGACUGUCUCGUCUAUCACGUUUCCACCCUCCUUUCCUAUCGAUGACAGUCCCGAGAAGGACAAAGACCCUCAUUGGGACCCGAAAUUGUAUCCACACAUCGGUAUCACCAUCAGCGAAGAGGAUGCGCUUACCCUCGUGAACGAUAUUAUCGACGGUGCAUUGAAGAUGAAGGCGCCAAGAUGGAGAAAUUUGUAUACACUCUUUACUACUCGUGAACGUCGUGGCGAAGCUGCUUUAUUUUCCCUCGCAGCUAUUCUAGGCGGACCUGACAACAAUAUAUUGUUCAGUAUUGCAGAGAUUGCGUCCCUUGCUCAGUGGAAAUAUGAGCAAGCAGAGGCUGGGACACUGGAUGUAAUGGAACUUGACCGUCGGGCACGGUCCAUCCAUCUCUGCUACUUCGGUUCUCAUGGUGCCGCGGAGACUAUGGUUCAUGGUGGACUGCUGUUGGCAACGAUCCACCAGGGGCGACAAUCCCCACUCAAUCUUUUCGAAUUGGCAGAUACAAGAUCUACAUUAUCAGAUCUUUACCUCCUCACAUCCAUGCUCUUCCUUGUUUCCGUCAUAUCUCCCUCGCCUCUCGCUGAAACCGUUUCUCUCUCGGUCAACGCGUUGCUCGACACGUUUUCCGACCGUGUUCCUCGAUUACCCACUUUCAGCGAAGAUUUUGGGAAACGUGUGCUGUUCCCUUGCUUUGUGAUGUCUGCCAUGGCCAGUUCCGUUCAUGAACAGCGUGUUGCGGAAUGCCAUAACGUCCUUUCUCUAAAAGGAGACACAGUGGCCAAAAGUAGACUAAGCGAGAUCCUGAAUGCCAUUUCUCGCCUGCAUGCCCUGAGGGAAGCAGGGGGGCUCGCUCAUUUGUCCAACGUAUGUUGGGCAGAUGCCAUUGGUCAUGAUUGCUCAAUGUUAUCUUGGUGAAAAAUCUAAUAGAUUUUACCGCAAUAUUUGGUCUUUACCUUCCGCAUGUAUGAAGUCAUCCGGUUCUUCACUACACUUUUUCUGGGAAUUAGUUGUUUGAUCUUCACGUUCAUAGGGUUAUCGUUGGGUUCUUCCGCCCAAUUUCCGCGACACGUUUCUAUAGUAUUCCGUCUCGUUAUUUAUUCCCUAGUAUCGUGUUUCCGCAAUUCCGCAAUUCGCUCUUCUGGUAAGCCUGUAUAUAUAGACGUCUGGUAUCGCAUGAUACC
Messenger RNA from Cantharellus anzutake, 2121 nucleotides. RefSeq lists its product as uncharacterized. Lineage: Eukaryota; Fungi; Basidiomycota; Agaricomycetes; Cantharellales; Hydnaceae. The record is from RefSeq and is a predicted model, not a curated record. The coding region runs from base 407 to 1855 and encodes 482 amino acids. The transcript has 3 exons.